Osmia bicornis bicornis is the source of this 1420-nucleotide messenger RNA. RefSeq lists its product as uncharacterized. The record is from RefSeq and is a predicted model, not a curated record. Bases 47 to 1345 code for a protein of 432 amino acids. Lineage: Eukaryota; Metazoa; Arthropoda; Insecta; Hymenoptera; Megachilidae. The transcript is spliced from 6 exons.
UUCUCGCGUGUUAUCCCCCUUGCAAUUAAGUGCAACGAUAAGAAAGAUGUGGACCGUCCUGAUCGCUGGAUUUUGCACGGUUGCUGCCACUGUUGCACAGGAUUACGAGGUCUCUGACAUUCAGUGCAGCGGCGCAGGAUCAGCGGCAGAUCUGCUGACAGCGAAGAUCAAAAGGCCAGUUGGAUUUAGAGGUGCGCCGCUCUUUGCCGACGACAGAUCCGCCAAUCCUCUCACCGACAUUCACUGCCAGAUCAGGCCAGAUCCCAACGAUCCUCAGGAAGAUAACUACUUCCUUAAGGUGACUGACUUCACCAGAUGCGGCAUCCUGAAGAGAAACGGUUUCAUUCACCUGCGAAUAUGGUUCCCGGCGUUCCCUGGUGUUGUAAUGCUGGCUGAUCAAGAAUUGAUCCUGAUGUGUCGUCCACCUGAACCAACGUUACUCCGACACAAAGCUGCUGGUUUUGCUGGAACCUUUCCGCAUGGAGCGAGGGUGUCAGGAGUGGUCGAAGAGACACCGGGUCGUCUGGAAUACGAAGUAGCCCUUUAUCGGGAGGCUACAGGCAAUGUAUCAGAUGCAUCGGGAUCGCAAACGGUCGAUCAAGCGGUUCCCAUCGGUACAAAGCUUCAGCUGAGAGCUCGAAUCAGCCCGGACAGCGCAUGGGGAUACAUUAAGCUGUUGGAGGUGACCGUUAGCCCCGAUCCCGAUCAACCUCACGCACCAGGAAGUGUCGUCCUGGUGAAGGACGGCUGCAGAAAUCGGGAUUUCGCGUCGAUAAUUCCUCAUCAACCGGCUCGUUACAGGGAAAGAAAGAACGAGGUUUUCUUGGAUUUCGAGGCAUUUCUCCUCAGCUCCAUGAGGGAAAGAUCCACUCUAUGGAUCCAUUCUCAGAUCAAGGCAUGCAUGGAACCACAGGACUGUCAACCGGAUUUUUGUCUGGAUCUGUUCGAGCCAUCGGGACACGGGAAGAGAAGAAAAAGAUUUUUAGAAGAAACAUCGAACGAUUUUCUUCCCAGGGUCGAACGUUUAAUAAAAGAGUACAACGAUUCGACCCCUUACACGAAAUUUAAAGAAAACAUCGAGUACACGGUGAUGAUGCCCGAUGAAUUGUAUCAAAAAGUGGCUGCUGGAUUGGACAACAGUUGCGGUAGUUUCCUUUACGUCGCGACCGGUUUAGGUGCGCUUUUAGUACUAUCAGCUCUUAUCAUGUGCUACCUGGCUACACGUCUUCACAAUAUAUCAACGACAAUACCACAGAACAAAACGAUCGACGAGUUGAUACGAGAUCGUGCUAGGAAAUAUUCUGAAACGACGCCCGGUUAUACUGGCCGAUCAACGGUGCAAUAGUAAAUUAUCGCGGACGCUGCGCAUUAUUACGCUCAAUCAAAAUGAUCCAGCAGGUCUAGCAUAGCUAAACGAGAU